Messenger RNA from Condylostylus longicornis, 2150 nucleotides. It is a transcript of the gene spz4, whose product is annotated as protein spaetzle 4. Bases 108 to 1991 code for a protein of 627 amino acids. Gene Ontology annotation, molecular function: Toll binding; growth factor activity. The record is from RefSeq and is a predicted model, not a curated record. NCBI's taxonomy places the organism in Eukaryota, Metazoa, Arthropoda, Insecta, Diptera, Dolichopodidae. The transcript is spliced from 3 exons. Gene Ontology annotation, cellular component: extracellular region. Gene Ontology annotation, biological process: innate immune response; central nervous system formation; regulation of Toll signaling pathway.
AAAUUAUGUUAUACGUAAUUAUAAAACUCUCAAAAAUAUAAUUUAUUUAUUUCAAACAUUUGUUUUUUAUUGAUAAUUAUAACAAUUGAUAAAAAAAUAUAAUAAUAAUGGAUACAAGAUUUCUAUCUACAUUUUCUUCAAUGAUACAUCUCAUUAUUUUAUUAAUUACAAUACAUAAAACACUAACUCUUGGCUUCGACUCUGGAAUUGGUGGUUCUUGUAAUCAAAAAAUGUCACGACAAGGAAGAGCAAAAUUUUUAAAAUCUAUACCAUGUGAUUUAACAAAGCAAUCAUAUUGUAAUUUACCAGGAUCGUCAUAUCCUUGGCACGCCGUUCGUAAAUUUGUACACGAUAAUCAAGGCUUAAUGAAGAGAAUGUAUGGAGAUAUUCAUCACAUUUCUGUAUUACGUAAUGAAAUACAAAAAAAUGAUUUAGAUUUUGAAGAAAUUGAUAUAAAAUUUUUUGACGACAAUAAUGAAAGAAAUAGCGAAAUUGAAAAUGAAAACUCUAGAAUUUCAAAAUAUUUACAUUCAGUGGAUUUUCAAAAUGGUAAAUUGUCACAAUAUGGAAUAUCACAGCCCCAUUUUAGACCUACAUCAUCAAUUAAUUCAAAAUUAAAUAAUAAUAGUAACAAUAACACACCAACAAAAAGCUCUCCAGUUAAUUUUAACGAAUCUAAAAAAUAUAAUAAUUUACCUGAAAACGAAAAAUUCAUAAAAAAGCAUCAUCAUGUUCAAAAAAUUGAACAACAACAGACUGUUUCCUUAACUGGAGCAUUAAAUAAAGAUACAAAAACUGAAAGUAAUAAUGAUGAGUCAAACGAUGUGAACGAAAUCGAUAAUCAAAUAGAAGAUAGCAAAGAUUCUGAAAGAAAUUCUGUCUUGGCAAUGAACAAUAAUAAUAAUAGUAAUAAUGACAAUAAUAAUACUAGUAAUAAUAACGACAAUAAUGAUAGUAAUAAGUUCACCAAUAUUAAUAGUAAUAAAAAUUAUGAAAAAACCGAUGAAAAUAAUAGCAAUAGUGUUCAAAUAAAUAUUGCUAAUAACGAUAGAAGUCAUAACAGCGAUAAAAAUGGUGCCAAUGAAACGGACGAUGUAGAAAAUAAAAGUGAAAAUAACGAUACAAUUUCAGCCACAUUAAAUGUUGUUAAGCAUAUUAUUCAAACUGAAAUGGAAACUGAAAAUAAAGUGGUGGAUAAAAUAAAUAAUGAACAAAUACAAUCAAAACAAAAUGUUAAAGAAAAUUCAACUAAUUUAUCAACUCUUCUAUUAGAAAAAUAUCAAUUAAAAGUCUCUUCUCCAAAUUUUAUGCCAGAAACAACAACAAUACGUACAACGUUAUUAAAGCCAAAUGAAACUCAAAAUUUACAAAACCAUACAUUUAUUGAUGCAAAACCUACUGAAAAAAUUGAUAUAAAAUCAAAAGAAAAAUCAAGCGAUUAUGAAGUAAAAACCAAAAUUGGUAAUAAUAAAACUCAAAUUUUAGAAGGACAGUUAUUUCAAGAUACCAUCCAAAAAGAAUCUCCAAAUUUAACUAAUUUAAGAGGAGUAAAUGCUUGUCCAACCAAAGAAGAAGUUGUGGCACCAUUUUGGGCUAAUAACACUCGAGGUGAAGUAUUAGCUUUAUUGAAUCUUUAUCCAUUUGAACAAUAUGUUCAUUGGGAACGUUGCUCAAACGAACAUAAGCAAAUGUAUUGUCGUGAAGGAUGCCGUUGUGAACAACAAUAUAGUCUCCAUAGAUUAUUAGCAUAUGAUCCACAUGAUGAAUGUCGCGGAAUAUUUUCUGACUGGUUCCGAUUUCCAUCGUGUUGUAUCUGUAAAUGUUACAAUAUCCCAAUUGAAGUAAGAACAACAUCAAGAAGUCCACGAUCGGAAAAUGACUUAUAUGAAAGUAAAUUACGUUUAAUUGAUAAAGCUGAGGCUGAAGCACAUCGUGCUGUAUACAAUCAUGCGAUAGAUGAUUGGUAUAGACCGCAAGACAAUUUAAAUUAGAAAAAUGAUUUUAGUAUUUAAAAUUUUAUUAGAAACACACAUAAUCGAUUAAAGUGUAUACAUAUUAAGUUUAUUUAUUUAUUUAAGUAAAUAUACUUUUUGAUGUUUUGUGGACUAGUCGAAAAAAUUGAUCUAUAAAUUUUAAGAAAAUUAGAAGUA